AUGGCCGCAUUAUUCUCGGGCGCCGUCUAUGGCGCCUCUACGAUAGCCGCUGGCGUCUAUUUGCCCUCAACAAUCAUCAAUCAGUUCAAGUUCCAGGAUUGGCAUAUGAUGCAAACCUCUCUCGGUGCGGUUGCAAGCAGCGCAUACGGCUACGUUAAGAUUAAGCCUAGAAGCUCAUCACCGAUUGGACUCUUUGGACAGUAUGACGGUAAUGUCAUAGGCGGAUUCCUCCUUGGAGCUGGCAUGGCUCUUUCAGGAUCUUGUCCAGGUACUCUGUUCGCACAAGUCGGAGCUGGUCUGAGGACUGGUUUUUAUACUCUCGGAGGUGCUAUUCUUGGAGGUCUCGCCUAUACAGGUUAUGUCGCGCAAGCAGCCAAGACUCAGAGGGAGAAGGUGGGUGCACAGCCCGAGACAGUAACGCUUGAUGAGAACCUUGGGCUUUCCAACGAUACAACUGUUGCUCUCUUCGAAUCUGUUUGUCUAUCUCUCAUUGGCGCUUCUGUUGCCUACACUACUGGCUCCGAUUGGUCACUUUACUCAGCUGGUGGUGGUCUCUUCAUCGGUCUCUCGCAACUCUUCUCAAUUCUUGUCCGUCGCUCUAUGAUCGGCAUAUCAGGCUCGUACGAAGAAGUGGGAAACCAUUUCUGGUGGCUCACAAGAGAUGCCCCUUGGCCAACAAGUCGACAGAACACCCUAUUCGCUGUGGGCAUGACAAGUGGUGCCUGGGUUCUUGCAAAGGUGCUCCCUUCAUUCGUCAAGGGCCAUGUCGUCGAGACAGAGCCAUUGCUUGCUGGAGUUGGUGGAUUUUUGAUGAUUGUAGGAUCAAGGUUAGCAGGGGGAUGCCCCUCUGGACAUGGCGUUAGUGGUUUAUCGUUGAUGUCGACAUCAAGUCUUGUCACCAUGAGCACUGCGUUUGUUGCUGGAAGCUUGGUUGCUCCAUUGUUUCACUAG
This is a messenger RNA of Fusarium musae, 951 nucleotides long. RefSeq lists its product as uncharacterized. Gene Ontology annotation, cellular component: plasma membrane. NCBI's taxonomy places the organism in Eukaryota, Fungi, Ascomycota, Sordariomycetes, Hypocreales, Nectriaceae. The coding region runs from base 1 to 951 and encodes 316 amino acids. The transcript is spliced from 2 exons. The record is from RefSeq and is a predicted model, not a curated record.